This is a messenger RNA of Aspergillus glaucus CBS 516.65, 2112 nucleotides long. Its product is annotated as glycoside hydrolase family 71 protein. NCBI's taxonomy places the organism in Eukaryota, Fungi, Ascomycota, Eurotiomycetes, Eurotiales, Aspergillaceae. Gene Ontology annotation, molecular function: glucan endo-1,3-alpha-glucosidase activity. The annotation marks the transcript as partial. Gene Ontology annotation, biological process: mating projection tip cell wall disassembly. The transcript has a single exon. The record is from RefSeq and is a predicted model, not a curated record.
UUCCCAAAUACCGUUCAAUACGAUACCUUCGACUGGGAAGACGAUAUGCGACUCGCCAAGGACGCGCACAUCGAUGCCUUUGCCCUGAACCUCAUCCACGGCGACCGCGUCGAUAAACUAUCUACUGCCUUUGAAAUCGCCGAAAAAACAAACUUCAAACUAUUUCUCUCCUUCGACUAUGCAAACGACCCUAAGGACUAUGGCUCGUGGCCUAUGGAAGACGUCCUUCACCUGAUACGCCAGUAUAGCGGACACAAGGCUUAUUAUAGGCAUGAUGGGAGACCUUUUGUCACGACGUUUGAGGGGGCUGAUAGGAUUCAGGAUUGGAAAGCUAUCAAGGAAGCGACUGGCUGCUACUUUAUCCCUAACUGGGGCUCACUGGGUGCCAAACAGGCUGCUCAGGUUGGGAAUGGCGUUGUAGAUGGACUUACUAGCUGGACUGCUUGGUCCUGGGGUGCAGAGGAUAUGAAUACCUACAAUGAUGCGGCGUAUAUCGAAGCUCUGAGUAGCGAUGGAAAUUCAAAUGCCACUGGGAUACCCUAUAUGAUGCCCGUGUCGCCAUGGUUCUAUACCAAUCUGGACGCGUACAAGAAGAACUGGCUCUGGCGUGGAGAUGAUUUGUGGUACCAUCGCUGGCAGCAAGUCUUCCUCAUUCGACCAGAAUUCCUAAUGAUUAUCUCUUGGAACGGAUACGGCGAAUCACACUAUUUAGGGCCGCUUCGCGAGAAUGCAUUUGUGGAAUUCGAGCAGGCAUCUGUGAACUACGCCAGGGAUAUCCCGCAUGAUGGAUGGCGUCUUAUUCUUCCCUAUUUGAUAGAUACGUAUAAGACAGGGAUCGCUACCGUUCAACGAGAGAGCUUGAUUGCCUGGCAUCGUCUCCAACCCGCCCAGGUUUGCUCGGAUGGUAACACCACUGGGAACACGGCUGGUUAUUUUCAAUAUGAAUUCGCGCCGCUUUCGAUAGUCCAGGACAGGAUCUUCUUUUCUGCGGUACUCACGGCGUGGGCUAAUGUCAGUGUUCAGAUUGGUAAUGCAGUACUUACCCCAGAAUGGAAGUACGUUCCAGAAGGCGAAGUUGGGCUUUAUCACGGGAGUGUCAGUUUCAGCGGCCACACGGGUACAACCAUCGUGAACAUUUGGCGAAGUGGCAAGAUUAUCGCUGCAGCUUACGGAAACACUAUCACCAAUGAUUGUAGCAAGACCGGCAAUCGAACAAACUGGAACGCCUGGGUUGGACUAGGACAAACACCCUGGAACGUCUCUGCAACUCAGAAGCUCUCCAUUCAAGAUCAAGCCUGCAUAAACGGCACAGGCUGGGAUGAACUCAAAACUAUUUGCGAAUGGACUUGCUCUUAUGGCUAUUGUCCCUUGAAUACAUGCUACUGUACCACCAUGGGCACUCCACAGAAACCAUUGGACGGCGUCGGUAUGAUAGGCUACCCAGUCCCCGGAAAAGACGACCGCUACAUCCCUCUCUGUGCCUGGUCCUGCGCGAAUGGAUAUUGCCCUCAAGCCCUCUGUGGAACUCAGCAGGUCACUCCUGUCCCACGGAAUGACACAUGGUGCCUCCACGACACCUGCACCUCCGGCACUGGAGAAGGCAAAUUAGAAGCUCUUUGCCAAUUUAGUUGCGCCUACGGAUACUGCCCUAUGCACUCUUGCCAGUGCAAAGAAACCGGUCCUCUUGUCGGAGCACCAUCUGGAAAACCUGUUCUAGUCACCGUGAAGCCCUGGUUAGACCCGUUCCUCUACGAGGGCCUUUGCAAUUUUGCUUGUUCGCAUGGUUAUUGUCCUUCUGCUAUCUGUGACGGACCCACGAUGAUCGGGGGUUUGGGUGACGUUGUUUACCUUGAUCCGGGGGUUUGGAGCGAUCCGGCGCCGACGGUGACUUGUUCGCCUCCUUGUACUUUUGUUCCGGCGCCGUUGACGCUGGGGACGCCGACGGUUAUUGAGUUUGAGCUGUGGUCGACGGUGAUUCCGUAUUUGUUGCCUGAGGGUAUGAAGACGACGUUUGGAGGUGGUCAGACUACGCAUUAUACGGUGUAUUCGACUAUUGAUGUUACUACCGCGUUGCAGAUUGAGCCAGGUGAGUGUUGCGUUUCUGUUGAGUGA